Molecule: messenger RNA, 1442 nt
Organism: Somion occarium
Lineage: Eukaryota; Fungi; Basidiomycota; Agaricomycetes; Polyporales; Cerrenaceae
Source: the annotation of a GenBank genome assembly
AUCUCCUUCGUUCUUGUCAGUAUCUCAAUCAGGAUAUAUCUGUCGUUCUCAUGGAUGGCGUGGAAGGCCUCACUUCACUUGCCAGCCAACAUGUACAACGUGGACUAUGUUGCCUUCCAUCCGGGUCAACUCUCAUCUCCGACGCUGAUGAAGAGGUGUUCUUACUUUACACCAAUCUAGCAGCGCAUCCUGCCAACGAGGCUUCUUCAGACAAUUUUCGCGGACUAGGUUACCUCGAUUCGACGAAAGAUGUCGUCGCUUUAACCUUUGAGCUGAAGGGCAAUCUCAGUCCUGCAGCAUCUGAAUCUGUCUCAUCAAAAAGUAGGAAAAGAAUAAAGAAAAGGCAACUGGCCCCUCAGGAUCGAACAGUUGAGAUACAGCUCAUGCAGGAUAAGACUGCGCUCCGAAGUCGGAAAGGUGAUACGGGAAGUGUCGUGUGGAGAGCCAGUAUCGAGCUCGCUCAGAAUAUCCUACAGCAUUUUCAUAAGGCCAACCCGGAUGCGCUACUCAAUCGUGCGCGCUUGCAAGACUCACAUGUGCUAGAACUUGGGGCUGGGACGGGUCUAUUAGGCAUCGCUCUCUCACCCCUGGUACGGCACUACACCGUUACCGACAUCGAGGACCUCAUGCCCCUCAUCCGAAAGAACCUCUCGCUCAACUUACCCGACUGGAAUAGCUUAUCUUCUCCACUGGCAAGCGGUCCGAAUGCGAAAGGAACAAUCACUGCGGAACCGUUAGACUGGCUCGCAUUGCACAAUUGCAAUUCAUCCAUUCGUAAAAAGCUCUUCUCGUAUGACCCUAUAGAUCUCCUACUGGUGGUGGAUUGUAUCUAUCAUCCUUCGCUCCUACCUGCACUUGUGCAAACGAUAGACCAUCUCAGCACCCCGCAGCGGACCGCAGUGCUAGUAGUAGUGGAACUUAGAGCAGAAGACGUCGUGAGGGAAUUCCUUGAACUGUGGCUAGCGGCAAGCGGAGGCGGAGUAUGGGAAGUAUUCCAUGUGAAUGGGAUGUUGGAGGAACCAUAUGUAGUGUGGGUAGGUUGGAAGAAGUCGUGAGGGCUUCAGGCACUCCGGGUAGAUCUUCAACUGAAUCUGCAUGAUUCGGCCUCGUGCAUCAGCACGAAAGAAUCAAUUGAAUGAUGCUAGCAGCGUCGCCAUACAACAAGAUACUGAGCGGAAUAAGAGCGUAGGAAAGGAGGUUGUACGUGAUCUUGCAGUAAAAGAUGGUGAAAGUGGUCCCGAGCAGUGUAGCCGUGCAUGGCGGUCACCUCACCGUUUGCUGCGGCCUUUUGGACUCUUCCUUGAGGCUUUGCCGCCAGCUCUCUCAGCUUUCUCGACUUUUCUUCUUCGCUGUUUCGUCCUUUCAGCGUUUCUUGCAGAUUUUGUCUGGUACUUGAUAUCCUUGGCCUUCUUAGCAACUUUCGCAUGCGUUUUCUUCACGUC